GGAAAGACGUUCCUUUACCCAAGUUCUCUUCCAAAGGAAAUGAUCAAGUGGUGUCUGACAGGAAGAAGUCUUCGGGUGAGCCGGACAGUGUGGGGCCAGAGAGUAAAUUGAACUCCCAGCUGUCUGGACAACUCCCGCCGCCUCCAGGCUCUAAAAAAUCACACAGCCGAUCAUUAUCUGGCCAGUACCGGGGCAUUGUGCCAGAUGCCCCGUCAGUGGUUAGCAGCCAGUCCAGCCAGUUUUCUUCUCAGACCAACAUACGAGAUGAUUCACCUCAAAACUCCAAGUCACCUCCAUUCUCCCCAACACAGUCACCACCAACCUCACCAGCCAACCAGAAGCCGCUGGUGAAGCAGCACACCGCCCCGGCUAUGGUCUUUGCCAACUCGGCCACAAACUUAACCAGCUCAACCCCCCAGACACAGCCCAUCAUGACCAGCAGCCUGGACAGCCUGGAGGCCUCCCACCACCUGGUCAACCCCAACUCAAUGACCAUUGAUGGUGGCCACGUCAACCCCGUGGCCCUCACCGAGCCCCUGCCUGCAGCGAGGGCUCCGGGAGCUGCCAGUGGGGCCGUCGGUCACGGAGCCUCGAGCCAGGUCCAGCAGUCUCACACACAGCAGCAGCAGCAUGCUCAGGGAUUGGAGAACGGCAACUGGACAAUGUUUGAAGAUGAUGAGAGCCAUAUGCUGAUAGGCUCAGGUGUGAAACAACACUACAACAGCUUGGAGCCCCCCAACUUUGACUCCUCAUCCAUUUCCUCUGAAGCUGACAGUGUGGAUGAUGUCUGGACCAUCACUGAUGAACAAAGAGAGUAUUACGUCAACCAGUUCAAAACCAUGCAGCCAGACCUUAGUGCUGUCAUCACAGGUCCUGUGGCUAAACAUUUCUUUGAAAAGUCAAAACUUCCUGUUAUGGAGUUAUCUAAAAUAUGGCAACUGUCAGAUCUCAACUGUGAUGGAGCACUGUCCCUUGAAGAGUUUUGUAUUGCCAUGCAUCUGGUAGUGCUGAGGCGCAAUGAUAUCGAGCUACCAGACCACUUGCCCAUUUCCCUUAUGCCAUACUCAACCCUUGCCAGCGAUGAGCCAUUUGCUGCUGACCUACCACCAGGAAGUACAUUAAAGCGAGCAACACCACAAUCUCCACAGGCAAACAUGGCUCAGUGGACAGCAUUUGUUAGAGAUUCUCCAGAUUCAAAUGGAGUUCCAUCCCCUGCUCACCUUGUUAACUUUGAAUUUGCCAAGCCCAGUGCUGAUCCAGAACUAAAAAUUGUCCAGCCCGUACCUGUACAUAUCUUACCUGAAGGACUACCCAUCCAGAGUGAGGGUUUUGAUCGUGGUAGGGCAUUUUCAGACCCUGCAGUGAUGCAUGCAUCUGGUGGGACAGACCCAGGGGACACCACUCCCCCUCUCACCAAGCAGAGAGCAUACACAGAAUCCCACAGUGACUCCAGUCACUUGGAGACCCCCAACUCUAAAUAUAGCACACCAAUACAUGGACGGCCUCGUCCUGUCCCACCUAAAAAGAACAGUGUUGUGGCAGGUAUACAAAAUCAUAACGAUGUGCCAGCCGUGAUGAUUGGUCAGCUGCAGCCCCCGCCUGUACCAGAGGGCGCUGCGGCGUCUGGCGUCGUACACAAUGAAAGACCAAAUGAUAUUACUGGGGGUCAAAGCCAUGGGCCCCCCACCCCACCUCCAAGACCGCCCCAUGGAAGGAGUAUGUCUGUAGAUGUUAAGUCAACACCACAGCUAAUUGCUCCUGCUAUCCCACCCAGAGUCUCACCUAAGGAAGUAAAUCAAGUUAAUUUAAUAAACCAAAAAGCAGGAGAUAUAGCAGGGCAUGGAAAUUUUGAGCCUAAAACAGCACCUAAAAGUAUUUUGCGCUCCGUAGCUCAGACACAUCGGCGUAGUGUAUCAUUAGGCGUGAAGUUGGGCUUUGCUUCAGCACCACCAGAGCUGCCUCCAGAAAACGUAGAGCCAGUUAUAGCUGAUAAGGAUAAACCAGAGGAUGAGGAUACUACACCAGAUUCAAUGAAAGAAAGACUCCAGCCUAAGCCAGUGUUGACUCUCAGCUCAAGGCAAGGAAGUCGUGACCCCCGAGAUAUCCACAUGGCCAUCCGCACCCACAAGGAGCGCAACACAAUGCUGACCAGACUGAACAGCGAGCUGAACCAGGAGCUCCAGGAGGUGAUGGAGCAACGUAUAGCCCUGGAGAUACAGCUAGAGCACCUCAGGCCUUUCUCCAGCUAGCAGAAAUUUUACACCGUUUGAGAUUUUUUUUUUGUAACCAACACACGCGCAAAACAAAAAAGGAUUAUGGUUUGUUUUUUCUCUCCCCCCUUGUUGCUCAUAACCUGGUGAGGCAAUAAGGCAGGGGGACUGUUUAUGUAUACACUUUAUCACUGCUUAUGUUAAUUUUUGAAGGGAUACACAGGUCUGUUUCUACUGUGACUAGAAUACUUAAACAUGUGAACCUAUGGUCUGGUCAAAAUAGUUUUUUUUUUUCAUUUCUAUUUAAUUUAUACUUUAUGUUUUAAGAUCAUAAUAAAUUAUAUAUAUAUUAUAUAUGUACAUAGAAGAAUGAGUUGUUUGAAUGGAUGAUAUGGAGAAUUGAAUUCAAAUGAUUAUAUUAAUUAAUCCAUUGAUCUGUGAUCUGGAUUAAUCCCAUUCUAUGAAUAAUUGUCCAGUGCGUGUGGGUGCUUAAUUUAACAUAAAAAAAAGAAAGCAUUUACUUUGAAUGUAAGGCUGUGUUGGUAUUAAUGACAUGCAUUUAUUCAGUGUUCUAUUGUGUCCUAGUUUGUUGUGUGCCACCCCAUGUGCACAGGUUGAAGGUCAUGUGUGUCAUCACCCCAUGUGCACAGGUGAAGGUCACAUGAUACAGUUGUUGUUGUGAUGCAAAUUAAAAUUGUACAAAUAUUUUGUGCUCAUAGAAAU
Messenger RNA from Physella acuta, 2933 nucleotides. RefSeq names its product ralBP1-associated Eps domain-containing protein 1. Gene Ontology annotation, molecular function: calcium ion binding; protein binding. Gene Ontology annotation, biological process: endocytosis; endosomal transport. Lineage: Eukaryota; Metazoa; Mollusca; Gastropoda; Physidae. The record is from RefSeq and is a predicted model, not a curated record. Gene Ontology annotation, cellular component: plasma membrane; cytoplasm.